AUGGCGCCCAUCCCCAUCACCAUCGUGACGGGCUUCCUGGGCAGCGGCAAGACGACGCUGCUGCUCAACCUGCUGCCGCAGCUGCGCGCGACGAACCCGGCCUACAAGCUGGCGCUGCUGAAGAACGAGUUCGGCGACCUGGCCGUCGACAGCCAGCUCGCCAGCAGCGCCGCCAUCUCGGGCGUCCAGGAGCUGCUCAACGGCUGCAUCUGCUGCAACCUGGUCGGCCAGCUGUCCGUCGCCCUCGCCGAGCUGGCCGACACGCAGCGGCCCGACCGCAUCGUCAUCGAGACCUCGGGCUCUGCCUUCCCUGCCACCCUGGCCAUCGAGGUCAACCGCCUCGCCCGCGAGACCGGCGGCCGCUACGUCCUCGACGGCGUCGUCAGCGUCAUCGACGUCGAGAACUGGAAGGGCUACGAGGACACCAGCUACACGGCCCGCAUCCAGGCCCGCUACACGGACCUGAUCGUCUUCAACAAGUGGGAGCUGUGCGACGAGCGCCGCUUCGACGACUGCCUGGACCGCGUCGGCGACCUGGAGGUCGAUGUCCCCUGGGUCCGGAGCGACAAGGGCAGGGUCCCGGCGGACGUCAUCUUUGGGAUUGAUGGCGGGCUGGCGCGGGCGCUGACGGGCGAGGAGGGCCUGGGGGCCGAUGGGCACGCACAUGGGGACGGACAAGACGAGCAUAAGCACGACCACCAGACCGAGGUCGAGGUCCUCUCGGUCACGCUCAAGGGGGCCAAGGGGGCCGCGGUGGACUCGACGAAGCUGAUGGCGCUGCUGAAGGCGGCGCCCAAGGACGAGGUGUAUAGAAUAAAGUCCGUGCUGACGGCGUCGUCGACUGUCAGGGACUCGGGUGACGACGAGUCGCUGCCGACGCCGCCGCACCCCCCGACCCGGUAUAUUCUGAACUGGGCGUUUGGCCGCUGGACGUUCACGGCGCUGGCGGGCGGCGAGGGCGAGCACAGCUCGAGCGACGAGAUACCCCUGCGCAUGACGCUCAUACUGGCCCGCUACGAGAGCGCGAAGUGGAAAAAGAAGAUAGAGGACGGCGGAUUGCUAGAGCUGGAGGGCGGUGGGAAGGGGGAGUUGGUCGUUUCCAAGAUUGCGUAG
Messenger RNA from Neoarthrinium moseri, 1113 nucleotides. RefSeq lists its product as uncharacterized. The record is from RefSeq and is a predicted model, not a curated record. The transcript has a single exon. NCBI's taxonomy places the organism in Eukaryota, Fungi, Ascomycota, Sordariomycetes, Amphisphaeriales, Apiosporaceae. Gene Ontology annotation, cellular component: cytoplasm. Bases 1 to 1113 code for a protein of 370 amino acids.